Messenger RNA from Hemicordylus capensis (graceful crag lizard), 3417 nucleotides. RefSeq lists its product as uncharacterized. Bases 796 to 1800 code for a protein of 334 amino acids. The transcript is spliced from 7 exons. The record is from RefSeq and is a predicted model, not a curated record. NCBI's taxonomy places the organism in Eukaryota, Metazoa, Chordata, Lepidosauria, Squamata, Cordylidae.
UUGAGCCUAACAUGUGAAUAAAGCUUCAGUACAGGAACCAUCCCCAGGAAAAGCCUCAGAAAACACAGCCCUACCAGAUAUAUCCUAUUAAGCUCAAGGGACCAAUGAGGUCUGUCUUCCCCUGAACGACCUGAGGAAAUCGGUCAUGGAGUGCUUGGUUGCUAAUGAAAACAUAGAUAUAGUGGGCAUAACGGAAACCUGGUGGAAUGGUGAGAACCAGUGGGACACUGUUAUUCCUGGGUACAAACUCUACAGAAAGGACAGGGUGGGGUGAGGUAGAAUAGCACUGUAUAUUAAAGAAGGGGUAGAAUCCAAUAAGCUAGAAAACCUAGGAGGACCAGAGUCACCCCACAGAAUCAUUAUGGGUGACAAUACAAGGGCUGAAAGUAAAUGUGUUACUAGGGACAUAGUAUUGCCCACUGGAUUAAGAUGCUGAGAGUGACUUGGAGUUGGAGAAGCAAAUCAGAGAGGUGUCAAAGACAAAGAGAGCUGUAAGAAAGAGGGACAUCAAUUACCCUCACAUAGACUGGGCAAUUUCAUGUGUGGGUAUUGACAGAGAGGCUGAAUUUCUAGACAUGGUAAACAACUGUGCUUUGAACAGUUGGUUGCGGAACCAACCAGAGAGAAGGCAACCUUCGACUUAACCCUGAAUGGUGCCCAGGACCUGCUACGAAAUGUCAAAGUUGUAGAACCAUUGGGGAACAGUGACCAUAGUGUGAUCCAAUUCAGCUUAUAUGCGAGUGAAGGACUGCCAAGGAAGUCCAACACAGAUGCCUUGGACUUCAGAAGGGGAAAAUGAGGGGACUGGUAAAAAGAAAGCUGAAAGGGAAAGUAAGGAGGGUCAAAUCACUCCAUAAAGCAUCAAACUUAUUCAAAACCACAAUAAUAGAAGCUCAGUUGGAAUGUCUACCAAGAAGGAGGAAAGGUACCACCAAGUUCAGGAAGAUGCCAGCGUGGCUAAUAAGGCGAGUCAGCAAAGCUAUAAAAGUGAAGAAGACUUGUUUCAGAAAAUGGGAGUCCUGCCCAAAUAAAGAGAACAGAAAGGAACAUAAACUCUGGCAAAAGAAAUGCAAUGAGACAAUAAGAGAUGCAAAAAGAGAGUUUGAGGAGCAUAUAGAUACAAGUGUCAAGGGGAAUAAGAAAAACUUCUUUAAAUAUAUCAGAAGAAGAAAACCUGCCAGGGAGGCAGUUGGACCAUUAGAUGAGGGCAUUAAAGGGAGCAUUAAGGAGGAUAAAGAGAUUGCAGAGAAGCUGAAUGAGUUCUUUGCUUUUGUCUUCAUGGCAGAGGAUACUGACCAUAUACCUACUCUAGAACUGAGCUUCUCAGGCUUGGAGGCUGAAGAACUGGACCAAUUUGAGGUCACCCUGAAAACAGAUGAAAUUGAUUCCUCAUAUUUGCCACUUGGAAAUUUGCAGGAGAAAAUGGAAGAGGGUUGUCUUCAUUACUACUCCAUGGCUUGGACUUCCUUUAUACUCAACUUCAACUUUAAAAACUGCCGAGAAUACCUAUAUUUGCUCUCUUCAUCUGUGUCAGAAAGAAUUCCAAGAAAGGAGGUGGCAGAAUCCAGUGCUAUACAAACAAAAUUUACCAUACAGUGCGUCUGCGUGAGAUGGAUGCCUUAUCCACUAUCCUCUGUGCCUGGAUUGUGGGCUCAAAGAAUGAAACAGCUGGACCUCAUACUGGAGUUCGGUUCAUCUUUUUCCACUUCUAGGAUUAAAAACUCAAAAGGGAUAAAGGAUAAAAGGACACAACAGGAACAGAUUUGUAUUCUGAGUAAUUUUAAAUACGGUAAAGACUAAAGUGUUCCACUGCUCAAAUGUAUGCUUAUGUAAAGAAGUUUCUCCCCCAUUGUGAAGUUUAUUAUUCAACUGCUUUUUAAAUAAGUUGGCUUUCUAGAGAAUUGCAUUUACUUAUAUUGGAGCAUAAACAGGUGAGGAAACCAGACUUUCUUUGCUCUGCCAGCUUUGCCAGCAUUCAUGAGAUGUUUAACAGCAAGCUUACAUAAUCUGUUUUACAGUGAAAUGUCACUAGGAGGUGAGAGAUCCCUAUAGUUUUGUAUUAUGGUUCUAUUAUUUUAAUAAGGCAAGCUGCUUUGGGUUUAUUAUAGGUAAAGAAAAAUAGAAUACAUAUUAUAAAAAUAAAUACAGCAACAAAAUCAAUGGACAGAGAGAAUAUACGAAGAGUGUGAGACCCAAAGAAGCACAAGGGGAUGAUAUGGCUCUCCAGUGGAUUGCUGACUGGUAAGCUGCCGCAGGUCCCAAUGCUGAAUGGACACAACUCUUUUUAAAACUGAAAAUGAUUCUUCAUGCCUGUAUAAACCUUCCUUGGAUCCUGGCAGCCUAAGAGGAUCCUGAAGCCAAGACUUGGGCCUUCCAAGAAAACUGUACCACCAGUUAAAGACUUUCAGGUUGUUUACAAAGAGCAUUCCAGCAGAUCUUAAUGAUACUCCCUAGAGUGACAAAUGCUCUGUAAGAAGUUUCAUUUGUAUUCUUGGCAUCAGAUAUUCAUUUUUUACUGCCAAGGAGGAUAAUAUAAAUUUUCCACCCAUCACUUCCUGCAUCCUUUACAACUUUAGCAAUCUAAGUCCUUGCCUGCAAUUAAAACCUCAUCAUUUUUCUUUCUGUUAUUGUUUGGGUAAUCCCCCUCAAGAUUAAGCAUUUGUUACUCUACCGCAGUACAGAGGCGAUAGCACUCCAUAACCCCACCCCACUCUGUCCAUGAGUAUUUAUUUGUUUGUUUAUCAUAUUGAUAUACCACCUGAUAUAUGCAUAUCUAGGUGGUAUAUACAAUCCCAAAUCACAAUAUAAAAAUAAAAACAAACACAAUAAUAAAAACAAUUAAAACAUUUAAAAUUAAUUUUAAUUAAAAGCCUGAAAAAAGAGUUUUUUUCCUUAAAGGUCUCUUUAAAAGCAAUCAGAAAUGGAGAAACUCUUUUUUGACUGUACAGUAUCUGUCUAUGCAAUAUUCACUGCCCAAACAGCUAUUCUGACUCAUCACAUGGAGGGCAGCUUGAGUGUACCUGCCCACUCACUACACAUUGGCCCUGCACAACCAGUUGGGGACAGAACAUGCAAAUACCACCAGCACAUGUAAAUCCAAUGCAUGUAGGCUAAAACUGCACAGCUGAUUUCCAGAUUCAGUGAAAAAGAAAUUUGUGCUAGUACCUACUUACACAAGCAGCCUACUUGGGAAAGGUACAGUAUAAAGUCAGGAAAGAAUUUAAAUGGGAAAUCCAGCAGUGUGUUCUGGUAGUGAGGAGUUCUGCAUCCCCAGAGUUGCAUGGCUUAUGCAAAUACACCACUUGCACCAGUAUUUACUUAGGUAAAUGAAUGGGCUGAAAGACCACUAGAACUGGUUCUAAUUCACCCAAUAAUUCUGAAUUACUUCUGUAUUUUAAAAUAAAUAUUAUUGAUUGA